AUGCCGUCUGAACUCGCCGGUCAGUUCUCGGAGGAACAGUUGGCUACAGCAAGAGCGGUGAUGGCCGCGUUGUCGGCCUUGAAGCCAGCAAGAAAGGCAAACACAGAACCUGUACCCAGGACAGUCAUACACCAGACUGCAGAAACACCAGUCGGCGAAAAACGGAAGAGAUUGCCGAUAAGAAACCUAUUCGGAGAACAGAUCCUAGUGCAACAAGAACAACACCCAAAUACAAACCAGGCGAUUGCUCUGCGCAGUCGGCCGGAACCCAUGGUCAUCGAAGAGACAAGAGAAGCACCCCAGAGAUACGCGUCGCGCCGUUACACCAUCCAACCUGCAAACUCCCCCCUGUGCGCGGACAUUCUGGAGGAACCAAUGGAGAAAUUGAAGUUCCCACUCUGCAAGUACGACGGAUCCACAGAUCCGGAGGUCCACUGCAACACAUUUGAGCAACAUAUGAUGUUGUAUACAGAUUCCGACGCCAUGUGGUGCAAGAUAUUUCCCUCAACACUGCUGGGAGUGGCAUCCGGCUGGUAUAAGGGACUACCAAAGGGGUCGGUAUAUAAUUACCGACAGUUAGAAACAGAGUUCAUGCUACGGUUCAUCAGCCGGCAGCAGAGAAAGAAAACGUCGGGAGAGCUGAUGGCAGUCACCCAGAGAAGCGGAGAAUCCUUAAGAGAUUACCUCACCAGAUUCAACAACGAGUCCACCAGCAUACCAAACUUGCAGCAAGAGAUAGCUGUGGUGGCCCUGAUGAGAGGAAUGAACCACUGCGAGUUCAAAAAAUACUUGGGAAGAAAAUCCUUCACCGAUUUGGGAAGCGCACUGAUAAAGGCCCACGAAUACAUCAAAAGCGACGAGCUGAUGACAAUCCCAAAUCACUAUCAGUCGGCACAGACCAGAAAUGCCGCACCAAGGCCGGUUCAGCCGGCGCAGCAGAAUCAGAACAGGGGGUUCAGAAAGGACGAACAGAGGAAAGACCCAAGAGGGAGGGAUUACCAGAAACAAUCAACCAGCAUAUACCCCACAUUCCACGAAUACACUCCAUUGAACGCCCCAAGAGCCGCGAUUUACAAUGUCAACAAGAACGAAAACUGGAAGAGGCCUCCACCAAUGAGCGACAAACCCCGACCACAGUCGAAGUACUGCGCAUUCCAUGAUGACUGUGGACACUAUACGGAAAACUGCAGAGAUUUGAAGGAUAACAUCGAGGAUAUGAUCAGGAGAGGCUAUCUGACACAAUAUAAAGCCCGACAGAACAACAACAACCAAGAGAAUAGCAAUUGGCAAAGCAAUAACACAAACAACAGAUUACCAUCCACCCAAACACCGCUCCGAAUAGAGCAGAAAGCACCAGAAACCAGUCGGAAUGGGGAGGCUAGAAACAGUGGCCAGAAGGGGCCGACAGUAUGGGUCAUAUCUGGAGGACCGUGCCAUGGAGGAACAAUCAGUGGAGCCGGCAGAAGUCUGGGCGAACACCGCCACCUGGUAAACUACCACAGCACCAUAAAAUGGCCGGCAACCCAAGUCAUGCCAAAUAUUUCAUUCACCCCAGACGACUGUCGCGGAAUUAUAUACCCUCACGACGAUCCACUGGUUUUGGGCCUCGAAAUAGCAAACUUCCCAGUGAAACGAAUACUGGUGGAUGGAGGGAGUUCAGCGAACAUUAUCUUUUGGGAAGCCUUCGUUCAGCUGAAAAUAGACGAGACAGAACUCACACGAGUCAACUAUCCUGUGAUAGGAUUCUCCGGAGCCACAGUCUUCCCGGAAGGUAGCAUCAGGCUACCAGUGCAGAUUGGAGAAGGUAGAGCCGCAAGGGACCUAAUGGUAGACUUCUUAGUAAUCAAAGUGCCUGCUGCAUACAACAUAAUAGUGGGCCGGCCAUUCAUCCACGAUGCACAAGCAGUGGUAUCAACAUACCAUCUAACUAUGAUAUACAUGUCUAACUUUGAGAAGGCUGAAAGAAUCCGAGGCAGUCAAGAUUCAGCAAGAUCAUGCUACUUGACGGCAUUAAAAACACCAGGCCGACUGACCCCAUCUAGGAAUAUAGCGAGAGAGGCAGCAAUGAAAAGACCGGCAAAGGGUCAAGCCCCAAGAUUGGGGGGCGAGUCAUCUCUUUUGCCCAAGAAGGAGAAAAGGCAGAAAAGGGAGUCACCCACAAUCGAAAGCAUCGAAAAGGGGACUUCUCUACCUAGGGUAGAGGCCGGAGGAAGGUCAGAAGAAGUCGAGCUGGUAGAAGGAGAAACUGGCAGAACAGUAAAAUUAGGAACCGACAUUGACCCCCAGUUGCGGGUAAACAUGAUCGGUCUGUUGAGAGAACAUGCGGAUGUGUUCGCAUUUUCCGCAGACGAAAUUCCCGGUAUAAGCUCGGAGGUAAUCGAGCACCGACUGAAUGUCGACAGAGCAGUCAGGCCGGUAAAGCAAAAGAAAAGAAACUUCUCAACAGAAAAAAAUCAAGCAAUACAGGAAGAGGUAGAAAAGUUGUUGGCAGCAGGAUUUAUUGAACCAUGCGACUACCCAGAGUGGUUGGCCAACGUCGUAAUGGUUAAGAAGUCAAACGGCUCGUGGAGAAUGUGCGUAGAUUUCACAAACCUUAAUAGAGCAUGCCCAAAAGACUGCUACCCACUACCAAGAAUCGACAGGCUAGUCGACUCCACAUCUGGCCACGCGCUGCUCAGUUUCCUUGACGCAUUCUCCGGGUACCACCAAGUCAGCCUCGCAAAGGCCGACAGGAAAAAAGCAGCAUUCAUCACUGAGGGGGGAGUAUUCUGUUACAAGGCUAUGCCGUUUGGGUUAAAGAACGCUGGGGCAACGUACCAAAAACUGGUCGACAGAGUGUUCGCAAACCAAAAAGGCCGCAACAUUGAAGUAUACGUCGACGACUCCAUAGUGAAAAGCAAAUUGGAGACCGAUCAUUUAGAUGACCUCAGGGAAACGUUUGAAACUCUGCGCCGUUACCAAAUGAAACUAAACCCCAAGAAAUGUGUGUUCGGAGUGAAAUCGGGGAAAUUCUUGGGUUUCCUUGUCAGCGAGAGAGGCAUAGACGCAAACCCAGAUAAGGCUGCAGGAAGAAUGGCGGCUCUGACAAGAUUUGUUAGCAAAUCAGCCGACAGGUCGAUUCCAUUUUUUAACACUCUUAAGCAGAAUGGAAAACUCCGGUGGGGGGAAACCGAGGAAAGGGCCUUCGAGAAGGUAAAAGAACAUCUUCGUGCUUUACCGACGAUAGCCAGGCCGGAAGAGGGCGACAAGCUACAAUUAUAUGUGUCCGCUUCAGCCCAAACCGUUGCUGCCGUACUAAUCAGUGAAAAAGACAAAGUCCAGCAGCCGAUAUACUUUGUCAGCCACAUUUUGAAUCCGGCAGAAGCAAGAUACUCGCUGAUAGAGAAAGUGGCCUAUGCAGUCCUGAUAGCCGCCAGAAAGCUCAGACCAUAUUUUGACGCACAUACCAUACAAAUUCUGACGAACUUUCCACUAGAGAAGGCUUUGCAAAAAAUGGAUACAGCCGGCAGACUGUUGCGAUGGGCAAUAGAGCUGUCGGAGUACGAUCUUGAGUUUCACCCGCGCAAUGCAAUAAAAGCACAAGCUUUGGCUGACUUCGUAGUUGAAGCAUCCUAUCAAGAAGAGGAAACCAAAGCAGAAUCCUGGAAAGUAUCAGUAGACGGUUCAGCCGCUCAGUCGGGAGCGGGAGCCGGCGUUGUCAUGAUCUCUCCGACAGGAGAUAAGUUCGAAUACGCAAUCAGAUUCACUUUCGCAGCUUCGAACAACGAAGCAGAAUAUGAAGCAGCCAUUGCAGGGGUACAGCUAUGCUUGUUGGCAGAUGCCAAGAGGAUAGUAAUGACAACGGAUUCUCAGUUGGUGGCAAAUCAGUUUUCGGGAGAGUAUGAAACAAAAGAGCCGUCAAUGCGGCGGUAUCAAGAAAAACUGAAGACGCUGACAGCGAAGUUAGAAGCUUUUGACAUCGAAUUGGUCCCCAGAGCGUUGAACACUGCCGCAGACAGCCUAGCAAAACUGGCCAGUUCGAAAACAAUCGAGCUCAGUCGAUCAGUAAUGAUAGAAAUCAUGCACAGAAGGAGUACGGAGGAAAAAGGAAAGGAAAUAAUGGCCAUCACGGCAAACAAAGAGUGGUACGAUGAUAUCUGGGCGUACAAGACGACUGGAGUUCUCCCGGCCGAUAUCAGGGAGGCAAAGAAAAUCAAAAAAGACAUCUGCUGGUACGUCAUAUAUCAGGGGCAAAUCUAUAAAAGAGCCUUCAGCCUCCCCCUGCUGCGGUGUUUGACGGCAUACGAAUCCGCAAGGUUAAUCGAAGAAAUGCAUGAAGGAAUAUGCGGAAACCAUGUAGGAGGAAAAACACUUGCUUUGAUCUGCCAAAGACAAGGUUACUACUGGCCAACCAUGCUGGAGGACGCACAGAGCUACGUCAAGAAAUGCGAAAAAUGCCAGCUAUUUGCCCCAGUAAUACGUAUGCCAGCAAACGACUUGAUGCCCAUUUUGAAUCCAAUCCCAUUCGCCCAGUGGGGAAUGGAUAUCGUGGGACCCUUCACAACAGCCUCAGGAGGCAGGAAGUUCUUGAUUGUUGCCGUCGAUUACUUCACAAAAUGGAUUGAGGCCGAGCCGGUAGCAAAAAUAACAGCCAACCAGGUACGGAAGUUCAUCUGGAAAAACAUCAUAACAAGAUUUGGAAUACCGACAGCAAUAGUAUUCGACCACGGAUGCCAGUUCGACUGCGAACCUAUACGAGCAUUCUUGGCAGACUACCGGAUCAAAUUCGCAUAUGCCUCAGUCUGCCACCCGCAGAGCAACGGGCAAGCCGAGGCUGCAAACAAACAAAUACUCGUAGCCCUUAAGAAAAAGUUGGAUGAGUUCAAGGGCAAGUGGGCAGACACAGUCCCAGAGGUUCUAUGGGGUAACAGAACGACGGUUAAAGAAGCAACAGGAGAGAGUCCUUUCAAACUGUGUUUCGGAUCAGAAGCAGUCAUACCGGCUGAAGUAGCACUACCCACCUUUCGCAUCCAGCAUUAUGAAGAACAGGGAAACGACAGCUUACUCAGACACCAGCUUGAUUUCCUACCAGAGGUCAGACUGCAGGCGGAAAUUAGGUCGGCCGCAUACAAAAACAGAAUGAGCAGGGCCUACAACAAGCGAGUAAAACAUAGGAAGCUGGAGGUAGGCGACCUUGUACUCCGCCGGACGGCAGCAACCGGCAAAGCUCAAAAACAAGGAAAACUGACUGCAAAUUGGGAAGGGCCCUACCAGAUAUGGGAAGAAGUGGUAGCUGGAUCAUACAGACUAAUGGAGAUGAAUGGAACACCGCUGAAGAACUCAUGGAACGCAGAUACUUUAAGAAAAUUCCAUGUGUGA
This is a messenger RNA of Spinacia oleracea (spinach), 5358 nucleotides long. RefSeq lists its product as uncharacterized. The record is from RefSeq and is a predicted model, not a curated record. Bases 1 to 5358 code for a protein of 1785 amino acids. Gene Ontology annotation, molecular function: RNA-DNA hybrid ribonuclease activity; nucleic acid binding. Gene Ontology annotation, biological process: DNA integration. Lineage: Eukaryota; Viridiplantae; Streptophyta; Magnoliopsida; Caryophyllales; Amaranthaceae. The transcript is spliced from 2 exons.